Messenger RNA from Paramormyrops kingsleyae, 4644 nucleotides. RefSeq names its product sterile alpha motif domain-containing protein 11. Lineage: Eukaryota; Metazoa; Chordata; Actinopteri; Osteoglossiformes; Mormyridae. Gene Ontology annotation, molecular function: protein binding; DNA binding. The record is from RefSeq and is a predicted model, not a curated record.
UAAACGUGACUGUUUUUAAUAUGAUAACGCAAAAAUUAAAUUAUGGUGUUAUGUUGAUGUUAAUAUUCGAAAUGGAUAGAUGAAUUUAAGUGUUUCUCUUUUACUGAAUAGUAGCAUACCAUAGAUAAAUAGGUUCACGCAACAUAAAAUUGGAUAAUCACAAUUCAGGAAGAAGUGAUGAGAAUAAAAUGACGAAAGGGAGGUACCUAUGAAAUAAAGUCUCUCAGACGCAAGUCGAUAAAGGAUCAAUUAUUCAAGUAUUUUAAGCCCCAGGAUGCCCACAGCGGCUGAGUUUUCCGUAAGAGGCCAGGUAUUAGUUGUGGGAGUCAGAUUAGUUGUGGUGGGCAGGGGAGCAGCGACAGCCGUCAUGCGAGCGCCGCUGUGAGCCCCGCGCAGAGCCGCUCCACGCAGGGCUGACGACUGAAUGGAAACCUACUGCUGAACUUCAAUGCUGCGCUGCUGUAGAGAGACGCGGGGGAUCUGCGUUAAACAAAAGUGGCGCGUCUUGGAUUUAGGUGCGGACCAACUCCGAAAAGAGGACGUGCAAGUUAAGGAGGGGAACUGCCGAGCACUAGUUCACCCACGUCGCGAUUUCAGUAACAUGCCCGCAAUCAAAAAGGAGAUACUGGAUGGAGAUGACAUGGCUUUGGCUGCCUUAAAUCAACCCGACUACCUGGCCCCUUUAAAUAGCAGCGCUCUCCCUGUGGUGACCCCUCAUCCGCCGCCUUACGAACAGAUUUUCGCCCAUCACCGCGCUUACUUGGGACUACAGGAUACAGCGCUGCAUCACCAGCACCUCCACCACUACCCCGAAGACUUAAUGCUGGAGAGGUUCUCCUCCAUCCCCGAUUUCCAACCCUUUUUUGACAACGGGGAACCUUGCAUUGAAGUGGAAUGUGGAGAAAAUAAAGCUUUGCUGUACAUCAACAAACUGUGCCAAGGCAGCAAGGGACCUUCGAUUAAAUACAGGGGAGAGUGGCUCACCCCGAACGAGUUCCAGUUUGUUAGCGGACGGGAGACCGCUAAAGACUGGAAACGUAGUAUCAGGCACAAAGGAAAAAGUCUGAAGACCCUUAUGUCCAAAGGAAUUUUACAGGUACAUCCCCCAAUCUGUGAUUGCCCUGGGUGUCGAAUUUCGUCUCCAGUGAACCGCGGACGCCUGGCUGAGAAGCGGACCAUCCCGCUGCCUCCCACCCGCCUCCCCAAGAAGGAGCUGCUCUGUGCCAGCAGUGACGACAGCGAGAGCAGCGACAGGGCCAAUGGUGACCCAGCUGACAUCAAGCAAGAGGACCAGCUGCAAUUCAGUAUCAUGAGAAAGAGCCGCGACGGUGACCUCACAUCGAUCAUCUCCAACCUGCACCACAGUCGACAGCUGGGCUUGCCUGAGGGUCCGCCCUGCGGGGACAUCAUCAGUAGCAACGGCAUCGAGAUUGCGUCCGCAGCAGCAGAUGACAUUUUAGGCAAGAGGAGAGCUUGUUCCCCCAGCAGCAGCAGCGAGUGCCCCUCAGAGAAUAAGAAGUCUCGCAGCGUGUCACCUAAAGAGAACUCCCACACCCCAGCACUGGAACCUCUGUCUGGUCACAUGACCCCCGAGGAGCACUACAGGCGUAUGAUGUCAGCCCUGAACGAGCAGGGCUCCUACGAAGAGCAGCAGCAGCGACUUUACCGGCUGGCCAACAGCAUGGCGCUUCCCAGUCACGGAGAGCUGCUACGGCUGCGCCAGGAGGCGGUCGCUGUGGCGCGGAAUCCCGCGAGCAUGGAGGCCCACCUGCCCUCGGCUGGCGGCGCAUCGAACCAGCGCCGCAAGCAGGGCCUGCCCCAGCACCGCGAUGCCCACUUUUCAGAGAGAGACAUGUCACACCCUCCGCCCCUGCUGUCACCUCAGACUGCACCUCACAUCGCUCUGGGACCCCACCUGCGGCCCCCCUUCCUGGGCAUGCCCUCUGCCCUGUGCCAGGCCCCCGGAUAUGGCUUCCUGCAGCCGGCCCAGGCUGAGAUGUUUGCUCGCCAGCAGGAGAUGCUGAGGAAACAGAAUCUGGCAAGGUUAGAGAUGUCGGCAGAGCUGUUGCGCCAGAAGGAGCUGGAGAGUCUGCACCGGCAGCGUCUGCUGGGGGACCCUUUGAACCUUCACCCCAACUUGCCCCCGGAGCACCCGGCCUUGCGCAGUCUGCACGACAUCCCCGAGGGCCACCCGCUGCGAGAGGAGCUCAGCCGGCGCAACGCCAUGCUGGUGCUGCGCCACAGCAACACGCCACUGCUGUCCCUCAACCACCAGGGGGCGCCGGGCAGCGGCGGCGCCACGAAGGAGCCCGGCUCACGGAAGAGCGUCCGGAAGGGAGCGCAUGGUCGCGGGGACCUCCAAGAGGGACCUUCUGAGGUUAAGGACCUCCAGGGAGAGGGGCAGCAUCACGACGGGCUGGCGGACGGACAGGACGACACGAAGGACUCGGAGAGUGACGCCGAGGUGGCCGAGGAGCGACUGGAAGGACGGCCGAAGCUGGAAGGGCACGGCUCAGAGGUCAGCAAGGAGGCGCCAAAGGCGUUCGAGAACGUCAGGGAGCCGGGGGAGCCUUCGGGGCGCCUGAGCGCCCCCUGCAGCUCUGCGGGGUCCGUGUCGCCCAGUCAGCACUCCUUCACUCCUGGGAUCCCCAAGAGUGAAACCAAGUACCUCCCUCCUGGGGCGGUGCCCCCCCUCCCUACGCCGAUGUUCCCCUUCGGCUUCCCAUACUCCAGCCCAUAUUUCCACCCCGGUACCAUGGGAGGAAUGUUCCUGGACAGCGAGGAGGUGGAGGACAUCAGCAAGUGGAGUGUGGAGGAGGUGUGUAGCUUUGUCGGCAGCCUGGGGGGCUGCAGUGAGUACACACAGGUUUUCCGAGAUCAAGCGAUCGAUGGGGAGACGCUUCCACUGCUGACCGAAGAACAUCUGCUGAACAACAUGGGCCUUAAACUGGGUCCUGCACUCAAGAUCCGCUCCCAGGUGGCCCGGCGUGUGGGUAGAGUGCUCUACAUGACCAGCUUCCCGCUGGCCUUUCCGCUGCCAUCGUUGGUUCCCCGCCCCCCUGAGAGGGACCAAUCCGCCGCCGAGGCCCGGCCGACCUCCGUUGGCAGCCCCCCCGCCACAUACGGGGCCACGCCCACCAGCCGCUCCUCGCCAAAGACCGAGAAUGGAAGCACUUCCUCUGCCGUAGCGUGCGACGCCAACAAAGCGCCAUCGUAGGUAGCCGGAAGUCGGUGACGAUCCCUGGGACUGCUUUAGCGUCUGCCACACAGGAGGGGGCACUGUUGUGGUUGAGGGCGGGCUAGUCGUGGCAGACUUCUCCCGGCAAACCUUGAAUCGACGCUGCUGAUUGCCCACGAGGACCUUUUAUUGGGAGCUAUAGACUUCGAUGCCAGUGAAAUAAAGAGGUCUUGUCACGUUGCCAUCACAUUGUAGAUGCAGAUGAAUAGAAUCCAGAGACAUGUGAAAAAAACGGGACCCCCUUGAGGGAAUGGAAGUGACCAUGCCGGGCCUGCUGCGAAAGCGGAACAGCGAACGCGGCACUGUUCAGAGGGGUGUCCCAGAGCCUGCACCGCCUUUCUGAGAGGAGCUGCAAGCACUCCAGUUCCCGGGGGCAUCGUGGCGCUGAAAAAUAAAACAAAACAAAAAAAUGGGAAAGACUUUAUUCCCUGGGAUUUAGCAACCACCUCCAACAUGCCCCCUCCCAGUCAAAAAAAACUGCAAAAUGGAAUUGACUCCUGCAACUAUGCAUUCCGUGGAUCGAAACCAAAGAUGGAGAUGUGCUCCAGCUUCAUGUCACGUAUAGUGUGCGCACCAUGCAGUCUGUGUGGCCCCUUCAGCUGCUAUCACAGUGGGAAAGGGCCUUGGAUGGAUGCAAGUACAAGGAGACUCAUGCUAACGUGACUGACCCGUUCUCGGUCGGGUUCGCGGUUACACAUGUAGUGGUUCGAUAGUAGUGUUUGACCUGGACCUAGAAAGUGCCUGCCAGAGUGGGACACCCAUCUCAACAUGACGCGGAAUCAUCUGUCCUGGCUGGAGUGUCUGCGCUGAUCAGUGUGUGACCACGUCUACUACUGUGGAUGAACAAACCAAGCCAGACUGUACAGUGGCACGCUAGCGAUAACAAAAAUAUUCUGAGAGUUGCGUAACUGGUACUUUUUGUUAACUGUAGUUGCACGUUAUUACUGUUUCUUAAAUGAACAAAAUAUGACUUGCUAACUUUCGGUGGUACGUUUUUGUUAGUUUGUUUUUUUUUACAUUUAUGUUUGAUACUUAUUCUAUUGUAAUAUUAAAAGCCCCACUUUGAAAUGCUGCUUCCUAGCAAAUACAUACGGAAAGCAAGAAAACAUAUUUAUAACUUUUUCUGUUAUACUUAGGAUGACGUGAUUACAGUAGGUAUAUAAUUUUUGGUAUACGAUUAUUCAUCCUUUAAAUGGAUGCCAAAGAUCAACCUUAUUUUUUCUCUUUAUUACAGGGAAAUGAAAGGCACAAAGCUCUUUAUGCAAAUCUUUGAAUUCGUUAUGAAUUUGUAAGGAAAAACAACAAAAAAAAUGAACAUUAAAAUGGUCUGUAGUUUUCCCCUUCAUACUGUCUCUGUUUUUGGGUCUACCUUUCAAAUUCUCAGGUGAAAUAAACCGCUGAAUGAA